UUAUAUUGCAGUAUGGCCUGGUUCGGAGCAUUUUACUACCACGGUUAUUGCCACAAAUCAAGAGGGCAAAGUGAACGGCAUGGGACUCACACCAAUCUUAACGAACCGGGGUCCUAUUCCUGCGUCUGAGAGUUUUACAGGCAAUAACUGCACAUGCAGAUGAUACAGCGGGGGAAAUGGGGAAGAGUUUUGUAGGUAAAUCGUAAACGUUAGAGGUUGGUUGAUUUGCCAAGACCUCAGCCAAGCAACAAAACAUGACAAGCCUGUCGCGGUUUAGUGGCUGCCCUCUUUCUUGCGUCAACCCUGGGGAGAGCAAUACUGAACCCAGCGUGGUGCUGCCACCUUUGGCAGAGGAGCACAUGGGGCACCCCACUGGCAGUUCCUUAAAACUCUGCCCCUCGCAAAAUUUGCGAGACUACCACGAGACGAGGGCCAGUGCAUUUGUUGACCACUCGGUUACCCAUUUUCCAGACACUGGAUACACCAGUCAUCGCUUAGAACCCAGUCCUAGGGGCAUUAUCAUUGGGACAAAUCUGUCAGCAGCAGGCAUGCCACCAGUAACUGAUCAGCUGGCUCCGAGACCUAACCAACAUGGCAAUAUUGGUAGGUACCGUGACCUCCACAGCUAUAGGGAUGGCAGGAGCCAGGCUUUCUUCAACACGUAUCAAGAGCAGGCCCAUGGCUCGUCAGACGCAACCCGAGAUCUCAGCAGCCAAAUGAUGUUGGGUCUUCCCGGGGAUCUUCUCUCUCGAACGCACCCAUACGGGCAGUCGGUCAGUGGCCCCAGGGCCAACAGCCAGCAGUUAGUCACCCAGUUCUUGGAGUUCUAUAAGCCUCUGAAUAUGGCCAUGCAGCGAGGAGGGGGUGACGCCUUCCUCAGGUGCUCCAGGCAGAACCCAAAGCACGAGCUGGUGUGCAAGUGGAGUGACGGCCAAGAAGGCACUGGCAAGCCGCCCUGCGCCAGGAGUUUUGGAACCAUGUAUGAACUCGUCACCCAUAUGACGGUUGAGCAUGUCGGAGGACCGGAGCACUCCGACUACGUUUGUCACUGGGAGAACUGUUUAAGAGACAGAAAGCCUUUCAAAGCCAAAUACAAGCUCGUCAACCACAUAAGAGUGCACACUGGAGAAAAGCCCUUUCCCUGCCCUUUUCAUGGAUGUGAAAAAGUUUUUGCCAGAUCUGAGAACCUCAAGAUACACAAGAGAACGCAUACAGGUGAGAAACCGUUUAAAUGUGAGUUUGAGGGCUGCAAUCGGAGAUUUGCAAACAGCAGUGACCGGAAGAAGCAUUCUCACGUUCACUCCAGCGAUAAACCCUACACGUGCAAGGUCAGAGGCUGUGAAAAAUGCUACACGCAUCCCAGCUCCUUGCGCAAACACAUGAAACUCCACUGCAAGGCCUACAUCGCCAAAAUCGGCGAAGACGACGAGCACCUUGUAGAGGCCAGGUCUCCUGAGGUAGCGGAACAGCAAGACACGCCCGCCUCUACCACCGUGACGCGAACGAUGACGACUCCCUCCCUGUCUCCAGAGACACGAAAUGAGUCGACUAUGAGGUCACGCUUCCAUCACACCUUUGAAAACAGUUUGGACUAUAUGGCGCACAGGCCACAGUCCCUUUUGGACCCUCUGUUACUACAAAGGGGCAGCUACAGACCAGAGUCUGUACAAUAUUCGUGCAGCCAACCAAGUCAUUCGUUCCCACCUAACCAUAGAACUUUUGCGACCAACUCACCUUUUCAGAAAAGUCUGGUGAAUGGCUGGUACACGUGUCAUAGCGCCGUGGACACAUUUUCACCCAAACACUGUAACAGUGAUAUAUAAUGUCUGUAAUUCGGGCUUGUACUCUGCGUGUUAAAGCAUUGAGGGAUGACAGCUGAAGGGGUCAUCUUCAUGUAAUAUUAUGUCCUACAGGUUUAAAUAUGAGCGUGCAAUUUGUUACUGUGAGCUUUAUCUGUUGUACAUUUAUGUUCUUGUGUUGGUGAAACGUCGGUGACUAAACUGUAAAUAGCUUACUAUAAAAGCAAAGAAAAAAGUUGCCAAAAUAUAAUUCACAUAGAAAAUAUCUACAAACAAAUGGAGUAGAAUUUAUAGGUCGAAAAAAUAAAGUAAGUUAUUUCUGCACAGGAAAAAUAUUAAUGGCGUAGUGUACUAUUAUGAGGUUCUGUAGAGGCAGGGCCUCUGUCAACGUGAUGUAUAAUGGAAAGAAGAGGUUUAUCUCUUGAAAAGUGAUGAUAAAAGUUAGUAACGUUUUUAUUUUUUAUUUUAUUUUAUUUUUUGUAAAUUACAACUUGGAUUUAUGCGUUUUCUGUCACAGUUUAAAUGUUGGUCGAAGAUUAAAAAUAUCGUUUGUUUUGAUGUGUGUGAAGGUGAACCCAUCAUUGAACGAGGCCUUUGACUAAUUAUUUGGAGAUUUUCACACUACACCACCAAUGAGUGAAUUUUAUACCUUAAUACGUUUGUGGCAAUUAUUAUAGACAUCAACCCCCCUUCAUUGUGAAAAUGUUUAAUUAAGAUUCUACUGUGUACUGUACAAUUAAUUAUGCAUUCUAAGUUUCAUUAAAGUAUCUCUAUUCUCUUUGA
Molecule: messenger RNA, 2582 nt
Organism: Carassius gibelio (silver crucian carp)
Lineage: Eukaryota; Metazoa; Chordata; Actinopteri; Cypriniformes; Cyprinidae
Product: zinc finger protein ZIC 1-like
Exons: 2
Coding region: 255-1823 (522 amino acids)
Biological process (GO): central nervous system development; regulation of transcription by RNA polymerase II
Cellular component (GO): nucleus
Molecular function (GO): RNA polymerase II cis-regulatory region sequence-specific DNA binding; DNA-binding transcription factor activity, RNA polymerase II-specific
Source: RefSeq, a predicted model, not a curated record